This is a messenger RNA of Penicillium coprophilum, 669 nucleotides long. RefSeq lists its product as uncharacterized. The transcript is spliced from 3 exons. The record is from RefSeq and is a predicted model, not a curated record. Lineage: Eukaryota; Fungi; Ascomycota; Eurotiomycetes; Eurotiales; Aspergillaceae. Bases 1 to 669 code for a protein of 222 amino acids.
AUGGCCGAUCCAUUUUCAGUGGCUGGGAGCGCGGUAGGCGUUAUCUCCCUCGGUCUCACAGUCUGUCAGGGCCUCCUGGCCUACUAUGGGCCAUUUAAAGCGUAUGAUGAGCAAAUUCAAGACGUCGCAAACCGUAUAGCGAAUUUCGACAGCACGUUGAAGGUGUUAAAGAAUGUUGUAAACAACACCCAAGUUUUCUCCUCUCCGUUGACGAGCCAAUCAGCAAACGUGGCACUUGACUCUGUCUUUGAUUGCCAAGAAGGACUAGACAGAUUACGCAAGAUGCUAGAUAAUUGCAAUAGCACAAGUACGGGCCCUUUAGGGCGCAAAAUUCAGCUCAAUAGGAUAACGUAUCCUUUCAAACGUGAUACACUGAUGACACUCUUGGAAACUGUGAGCUGGCUACAAGCGCAUCUCAAUACCACACUACAAACCUUGAAUAUCGCUAUGUUGGUGGUAUCUCAGGAGAAAACAGACAUUGCCAUUGCGUUUUCAACAUCAAAUGCCCUCAAUACUAGUCGGAUGCUACUCAAUGCUGAAAAGUCUGAUCAGCGCGGCAUGAGUAUUGAGAAUAGACUGGAAAUACUUGAAGAUCAUCUGAAACAGAUGAAAAUAGCUGCAACAAAACUCAGCCAGUUCUCACACCAGGCUUACUCCGAUCAGCGUUAG